Rubroshorea leprosula is the source of this 2222-nucleotide messenger RNA. NCBI's taxonomy places the organism in Eukaryota, Viridiplantae, Streptophyta, Magnoliopsida, Malvales, Dipterocarpaceae. The record is from the annotation of a GenBank genome assembly.
GCCUUCUCCUUUCCCUUCCAACACCAAGCAUUCAAUCAAAGAUAAUUAGCUCUUUCAAGACCAAUAAGCACUACUUGCUCCAGACUAGUGUCACUUGUUAUUUGCCAAAUUAGACCCAACCAUGGCUUUUUCAGCAACUUCGAGCAAUUGGGUUAAGCCUCAAUUCAAUAUGCCAAGUGGAAAGCCCAACAUUUCUUGCUCCCUCCAAACUCCCUCCAUUCUUCGUCUCCCUAAACAAUCCCCAUCGUAUCCACCCUCAACCACCGCCACUCCCACCGUAAAACCCCCACAAGAUACACAACAAUGGAAUUUUCUACAAAGAGCUGCUGCUUUGGCCUUAGACACAAUGGAGACUGCUUUAGUCACUAAUGAAAGAAAGCAUCCUUUACCUAAAACAACAGACCCAAGAGUCCAAAUUACUGGGAAUUUUGCUCCAGUACCGGAACAAUCCGUCCGGCUAAGACUUCCAGUCACUGGGAAAAUACCCGAAUGCAUCCAAGGUGUCUAUGUACGAAAUGGAGGCAACCCACUCCACGAACCGGUCUCCGGCCACCACUUAUUUGAUGGGGACGGGAUGGUUCAUGCGGUUCGGUUCGAUAAUGGUUCGGCUAGCUACGCCUGCCGGUUCACUGAGACUAACCGUUUUGUUCAGGAACGUAUUCUGGGUCGCCCUGUUUUCCCCAAGGCAAUCGGCGAGCUGCACGGCCACUCCGGCAUAGCGAGACUCCUCCUCUUCUACGCUCGUGGGCUUUGUGGGCUUCUCGAUCACAGUCAGGGUACUGGCGUCGCGAACGCCGGACUUGUGUACUUCAAUGGUCGUCUUCUUGCUAUGUCUGAAGAUGAUUUGCCUUACCAUGUUCGUAUCACUCCCUCCGGCGACCUAAAAACGGUGGGCAGAUACGAUUUUGACUGUCAGCUCAAUUCCUCAAUGAUUGCUCACCCCAAAGUCGAUCCUGUCUCAGGUGAAUUCUUCGCUCUUAGUUACAACACCAUCCAAAAACCAUACCUGAAAUACUUUCGGUUUUCCCCCGAUGGGAAGAAGUCCCGUGACGUUGAAAUUACGGUUGAUCAACCCACAAUGGUGCACGAUUUCGCAAUCACAGAGAAAUUUGUGGUGAUCCCCGACCAGCAGAUGGUGUUCAAGCUACCAGAAAUGGUCCGGGGCGGCUCUCCGGUUAUUCAUGACAAGAACAAGAUGACAAGGUUUGGUAUUUUGGACAAGAAUGCCAGUGAUGCUUCCUGUAUCCGGUGGAUAGAGGCACCUGAUUGCUUCAGUUUCCAUUUCUGGAAUGCUUGGGAAGAGCCGGACACGGAUGAAGUUGUGGUGCUCGGCUCCUGUAUGACCCCGCCGGAUUCCAUUUUCAAUGAAUCCGGUAAAAGCUUCAAAAUUGUGUUAUCUGAAAUCAGACUAAAUCUGAAGACUGGAAAGUCCACUCGCCGUCCCAUCAUUGCGGAGUCCGAACAAGUAAACUUGGAAGCCGGUAUGGUAAACCGGAACCUCCUCGGACGGAAAACCCAGUACGUCUACUUAGCCCUCGCCGAGCCAUGGCCUAAAGUCUCCGGAUUUGUCAAAGUUGAUGUCUCAACAGGAGAGGCAAGGAAGUACAUCUAUGGAGAACAGAGGUUCGGUGGAGAACCCCUGUUUCUUCCUAGAAACCCCAAUUCAGAGAAAGAAGACGAUGGCUACAUUUUAGCUUUUGUUCACGACGAGAAGGCAUGGAAAUCAGAGCUCCAAAUAGUAAACUCCAUGACUUUAGAGCUCGAGGCCACCGUUCAGCUUCCAUCUCGAGUCCCAUAUGGAUUUCAUGGAACAUUCAUAACCUCAAAGGAUUUAGAGAAGCAGGUCUAAUACAUAAAGUGAUCAUUGUUCAUGUUUAUCCAUUGGUGGCAGAUCAGGGGGAAGAUUUUCCAGAGAGAUGCUUGCAUAUAUGAUCCCGGAGCCUCCUCCUCUGUUCAAAUGAAGAACCCUGUUUCCGGCUGCAAUAUUUUCGGAUAUUUUUUACGGGGAAAGGUUUGAGGGACCAGCUUGUAGCUUUUAGAAGCAGCCAGAAUUGAAGUCAGCUGGUUUCUGCUUAUUCCUUCACUUACGUGCAUGAAAAAGUGCAUAAGUACAAGAUAAUAUGUAGGGUAACUCUCUGUUUUCCCCUGUAUUUCUCUGUUUCAAUCUGCCCUUUUUAUGUAAAUAUUGUAAUCUUCAGCAUAUAUAAAGCUAUGUUACAAUC